AUGAAUUCUGCUUUUUUGAAAUAAAUAGAAGAAGAGAAUAGGAUUCUAGAAUAGGAAUUAUAAUAAUUAUUAAGGUAGGAGGCAGUAAGAUUUUCAUUUAACCAAAUACGACCAAAAGAAGAAAAUGAGAAUGAUAACGAUAAUGAAAAUGUAAAUCCAAAUUUUAGAAAUGAAAAAGGAAUUUUGAGUAAAAUUGAUGAAGAAACUGAAGAGGAAUAACCUAAUCGAAUUGAACCUCAUCGAUUAUUGGAAUCUCCAUAUAAGCCAGGUCCUUAUAAAUUUGAAAAUAAUUAGGAAUCUAUUAUUGAUAAUUUAUAAGAUUCCAUUAAUAAUUAUAUGGAUAAAAGAAGUAGCAGUAUAGCUGACAUUUAGAGUAAUAGGAAUUCACAAAAAAAUAUUGAAAAUACUACAAAAUAAAUAAAAUCAUUAGAAAUGCGAUUAUCUGGUACUAGAGAAGCAUUAAAAUCUAUGGAGAAGGAAAUCAAAGAAAAAAAUGUAAUAAUUUAAAAUCUUUAAAUUGAUCUGGCUAAGAAAUAAAAGCAAAUUGAAUUAUUAUAAAAACAAUAGAAUUUUACAUCUACACCAUCAAAAAGUGAAUUAAAUAAUGAGAGCUUUUAAGAAAUAAAAAAAUAAUGUAAGGAAUGGGAAAAGAAAUAUUAAGAAUGUGAGAAUUGCUUAAAGGAAAAUAAAAAGUAUACAUAAAGACUUUAAGAAUUAAAUUAACAACUAUUAUAUAAAUUAAAAUAAUAUGAAUCUGAAAAAGAAUUGUAAACAACAGAAUUAGAUUAGUAAAAGAAUAUAAAUAGUUAAAUAUACUAGACAAAUACAAACAUAUUGAACAAGUAUAAAUUAAAUUUAGUACUUUAGAUAUGAGUAGAUAAUAAAAUCUUAAUAGGAAUAAAUUUAAUAGGAGAAUGAGAAUUAUAGACUUUUGGAGAGAAAAUAUGAUGAAUUAAAAGUAAAUAGUGAAUAAUUUUUAUUAAAUUCUCGAGAUCUUAAAUCUUAAUAUGAACAUAUGUUAAACACUUUAUAGUCAAUUGCAAAUAGUUAUUGA
This is a messenger RNA of Paramecium pentaurelia, 1054 nucleotides long. NCBI's taxonomy places the organism in Eukaryota, Ciliophora, Oligohymenophorea, Peniculida, Parameciidae. The record is from the annotation of a GenBank genome assembly.